AUUGGACCAAGCGCUCAAAGAACACGUUAUAGUAGCUCCCUCUUUCGACUGAGGAAUGAAAAGCGGAAGUCAAUAAAAUCAAGAACGAAAAGAGGAAAAUAAACAGAGCUCUUUGGAUCAUCGGGAAGGAUUCGGCAAUGGCGGAAGGCCCCGAAACACAUCCCUCUUCAUCUUCUCAUCAGUAUUCUUCUAAUGACGUCGUCAAGGAUCAAUCCCAGGCACCUCCAUUUGAUGAUGUAAAACCCCUUAGCAGCAAUAACCCGAUGAGCCCAAUCAUGUACCCUGCCUUAGUUCCUGGGCUGUUCCCUCCUCAACUGGACCAAGACCAAAUGAAUCGUGGGCCGGGCCUGUAUGCUGUCCCAGUUCUUCCAUUCGCACAAUCCAUUACUGGGUUCCCGACCAAUACUCUUAUCCCUUUCACCUACAACAUACCCACUGCAAGAAGUUCAUCAGGGAAUGGAGGUGUGGGUGGUGAGCAGGGACAACUACAAGAACAACCUCAACAACAGCAAGAAGCUGGACCUCAAAGACAAGUCGUUGUUCGGAGAUUUCAAAUUGCUAUCCAGCUUGAUCUGUUGCUUAUCUUAAAACUGGCUGCGGUUAUCUUCUUGUUUAACCAGGAUGGAUCUAAACAGAGGCUUACUCUCCUCGUUUUCUUUGCUUCACUAGUUUAUUUAUAUCAAACUGGAGCACUUGCACCUGUAAUUCGGUGGCUUUCAGAAAGAACACAAAGGGCAGUGGCUCGUCCCCAGCCACCUCGAGCGGACAAUUUGCCUGCAGCCGAAGGACGAGGAGAUGAAAAUGCUGGCUUAGCAGGGGCAGAAAACGAGAAUGAUCAAGCGGGUGAUGGUGAUAGAGCUGAAGAUGAUAAUGAGCAUGGUGGAGAACAAAAUGAGCAGGUUGAAGCCGGCAAUCGGUGGUGGGGAAUUGUGAAAGAGAUUCAAAUUAUUGUCUUUGGUUUCAUUACCUCACUUCUGCCUGGAUUCAAUAACUUAGAUUAGAGUUUUAAAUUAAUGUUUUAAGCAUAUUUUUGUCUCAAAAAGGAAGAGUUCGAGGCAUGGAUUUCAUGUAAUAUGUGCCUGUUUGUCUUAGCUGCUGCUGAAGGAUGACAAAUGAUUUCGUAGUUUGAAAAUUGAAUUUAUAUGAUGAUGAUAUGCCUUUCAAGCGGUUGUUUUGUCUGUUGGUUUAUAAUUGGAUUUGAUGAUAAUAGAGCGAGUGGCCUUAUUGUGAAUGAUAAUAAGAUCAUCUUUUCUUUUUUCCUGGAAGCUGGUUUAGA
Molecule: messenger RNA, 1276 nt
Organism: Striga asiatica
Lineage: Eukaryota; Viridiplantae; Streptophyta; Magnoliopsida; Lamiales; Orobanchaceae
Source: the annotation of a GenBank genome assembly